Pipistrellus kuhlii (Kuhl's pipistrelle) is the source of this 562-nucleotide messenger RNA. RefSeq lists its product as uncharacterized. The transcript is spliced from 2 exons. Lineage: Eukaryota; Metazoa; Chordata; Mammalia; Chiroptera; Vespertilionidae. The coding region runs from base 41 to 562 and encodes 173 amino acids. The record is from RefSeq and is a predicted model, not a curated record. Gene Ontology annotation, molecular function: nucleic acid binding.
CUUGCUAUGCAAAAAUGGAGAGAAACACUGAAUUGCAGUAAUGCUUUUUCUAUUACUAGAUGAGAAUACUGAACUCUCUAGCUUAGAAAGGAUCUUAGCAAGAUGUCAAUUUCCAAGAGAGAUUUAUAUGACUCCAAAGCCAAGCAAUUGUCCUCUGUGGAAAAGGAAAAUCAUCAAUAAUGAAAAUCAUGGAUGGAAAAAGUGCCACUUGUUGAAAAAAAGCAUAAAGGAUCCCCCAAUGUCAACUAUAGUUGUCAGAUGGCUGAAAAGGAACAUGCAACCCACUGAAGAUCUUAAGUCAAUAAUCCAGAAGCUGUCUGUGUUUGGGCCAAUUAAGUCAGUCAGCCUUUGUGGACGGCAAAGUGCUAUUGUGGUGUUUGAGAACAUGACUUCAGCGUGCAAUGCUGUAAGUGCUUAUCACAGCAAGAAGCCUGGCACCAUGCUGCAUUGUUGCUGGAAACACCGAUUCAUGUCCAAAGGUGUAAGAUUCCAUUUACCAAAAACCUAUGUAAGUUCUUUUUUUUCCUUCUUUUCUUUUUUAUUGCCAAAACGUUUAUUGUGA